UCGAGUUGGAGUUUUCAAUUUACAAAAAUUUUAACUAAAAAUUUCUAAAAAUUAUGCGGGUUAUUAAAUUUGUCGUCGUUAUCGCGUCUCUGAGCGUAGUAGUUGCCCGACCAUCCUUGACGGAAGGGAAACGUCUGAUUAAAACUAGCGAGACGGACGCAGGAUCUUGGUUGGGGGAAGAUGAGAUUUUUGGUUUAAUCAAAAACGGAAUUAAAUUUGUUAACGUAACCGAAAGCAAAUUUCCGAACGGUGUUAACACAACAACUUUAGCGAAGGCAAUUCCAGGAAGCUUGAGGUACCCGGAUACUGUUCACAGUGCGUUCGAAAAUAUCUAUAUUUUAAGAAUGCAGCUUUUUGUCGACCGUUUCGAACACUUUCCCAACCGAUACUACAAUAAUCAUAAUGGCGUCGAUGCCGCUGAUUGGGUCGAGAAGAUGGUCAAGAUUUGCGAUAGCGGAUGAUGCCUACGGUGGAAAUGUGACGGUGGGAAAAUUCACUCACAGAUGGCUACAGAGCAGUAUCAUCGCAAGGAUUGAGGGUGCGGAUCCCAAAUUGAAGGAAGAGGUCGUCAUCUUUGGAGCACAUUUGGACUCCUUCAAUUUAACCAAUCCUGUGAAUGGUAGAGCGCCAGGGUCAGAUGACAACGGAAGCGGAAGCGUAACCCUAUUCGAAUCCCUGCGAGCAGGCAGCGCAACUAUUGCGGUGCAUCGAAGUCAACCGGAUGGAUUUGAUUUGAAUUUCGGCCCGCCUCCAAUGUUAAUCAAAUGGGCACGUGAUUUUGGCGCGUAGAAAUUCUGUCCGGUUGACUUCGAUCCACCGCAAUAGCAUACCAUAAACUCCUCCCUGGAUCCAUUUAUCUUUUUAGGGACACUCAAGAACGGAUCCAA
This is a messenger RNA of Folsomia candida, 887 nucleotides long. RefSeq names its product probable leucine aminopeptidase 1. The transcript is spliced from 3 exons. The record is from RefSeq and is a predicted model, not a curated record. NCBI's taxonomy places the organism in Eukaryota, Metazoa, Arthropoda, Collembola, Entomobryomorpha, Isotomidae. Bases 403 to 789 code for a protein of 128 amino acids.